UUUUGUUCAAACUCGGGAGUCAGACACCGCUGAGGUACAGUUCCAGGUUACUCGCUAAAUGUGAGCAAAAAAUGCUGAUCUCAAUAGCGGUGCUCCUGCCAGGGUUAGUCACACUGGUGCUUUUCACUUAAAGUACCAGGUUGGGAUACUAACUUCCCCUCGGUUUUGUGAAGUCUAAAGCAGGGGCAGCAGGGUAUUGCGAAUGAAGCAGCUGGAGCUCUGAAAGCGGUGGAGGAUUUUCCUUUAACCACAUCUUUGUGUUGGAGAACGAUUGCUGUCAUGUACACUUACUAGACAUUUAAUAUUCCUUUACAUAAAGGAAGAAAAUAAGCUUAUGCUUCCCAUCACCCUCCUCGCUGGAUAUCUAUGGAGAGGAUUUGCUGUAUGCGCUCACGCAGCUUUUGGAGUUACUUACGGUCGAGACGACACCGUGAAUGUUAAAUUCACCGACCUGGAUAGAAGAAGACGACACACUUAACCUGAUUUGAAUGCCUUUGCAAGGAGUUUGCUGGUUUCUGUGCUGCAGGCAGGGCUUCAGUUUGCUCGGACGGGACUAUGGGGAGAAAGAGGAGGAAGAAUCUUUUGAAUUGCGCAACAAGGAGGACUUGACUCCCAAUGGACGGACUCCAGCUGAGGUGAUUGUUUCUCAGCCAUCUUGCACAGCCAAUGGAACAAAUGGCCACACUGUCUCGGAGUCUUCUGAAGAGAUGAAAAGCCUGAUCAUUGACAAGAAUAAGAUGGGACAGGAGGAAGAACCUGAACUCUUGGUAAAAGGUUGGUUGUUACGGGAGGUGCGUGGCAACUGGAUCAAGCAGCGUCGAUACUGGUUUGUACUGACCCAAGACUCUCUUGACUACUACACCGGACCGGAGAAAGGUGCCCGGAGACUAGGCACAUUGGUCCUCACAAACCUCUGCUCUGUCAUCUGGCCAGACAAGCAGACAUACAAGGAGACAGGUUACUGGAGCAUUACAGUUUAUGGUCGGAAACAUUGCUAUAGGCUGUACACCAAGCACUUCAAUGAGGCUGUGCACUGGGCUUGUGCCAUCCAGAAGAUCAUUGAUAGUAAAUCACCCGUGGAAACGCCAACACAGCUCCUGAUUCGAGACAUUGAGGAGAAUAAGUUCAACCCUGAGGUAGUGGAACACAUCUACCAGCACAACCCCAUCCUGAAGUACACCCAGGGACCCUUAUAUGCUCCUCUGCUGCCUUUCCCUUAUGGCAGUCUGGACCACACAUACCACAGUGGGAAAGGCUACGGCUCGGUGCGUGAGGAGGCCGUGAAGCUGUUCAACUGCCUGCAGCAGCUGGAAUCCGCAAGGGAGCCGGUUCCAAUCAUCCAGGGUGUGCUACAGACCUGCCUGGACCUGCGGCCUCUCCGCGAUGAGGUCUACUGCCAGCUAGUGAAGCAGACCAGCUACACGCCUUCCCCAAACACUGCCGCGCAUCUCCGUUACUGGCAGCUUCUCACCUGCAUGAGCUGCACUUUCCUUCCUGGGCCAAUUGUGCUCAAAUACCUGCGAUUCCACCUCAAAAGAAUCCAGAGCCAAAGUCCUGAGUCUGAAAUGGAUAACUAUGCGUCAUUCAUCAGUGAGGCUCUGGAGAAGACAAAGUGUCGGGAGUGCGUGCCAUCUUGGGAGGAGAUCCAGAUGCUGAUGAACCGACAGGAGAUGCUGUGCACCGUGCACUAUCCGGGCCCUGGAUCCUGCCAGCUCUACAUCAGCUCACACACUACUGCCAAUGAGGUGGUUCGAAGGAUGCAAGAGAAGCUCGGCCUACAAGAGAGCAAAAAUACAUUUGCACUAUACGAGCAGAAUGCACUGUGGGAGCAGCCAGUCACAGGAAGCGCUCUGGUCGCAGACAUCCUAACCAGCUUCUCUACUAAAGAGUCGGAGUCUAAAUCCCAGUGGAAACUGUGUUUCAAGCUCUACUGCCUGUUGGAUGCAGACAGCAUAUCAGUGGACAGCAUAGAGUAUUUAUUCCUCUUUGAGCAGUGCCAUGAGAUGGUCGUGCGUGGUCAGCUACCAGCCUGUGAAGAGGACCUGCAGGCAUUAGCUGCCCUGAGGCUUCAGAGCCUAAUGGGUGACUUCAGCACACAUGCCCCCUGCCCGCCUCUGGAUGAGCUUUUUCCAGGUCAUAUGCUCGAAACUCGGGUUCUCAUGUCACUUUCUGCACCGCAAGAUGUGCCUCCUUGUCAGGUAGCUGCUCAGGGCUGUCCUACGACGCAGCGCUUCCACACAGGACUCCUUGCAGGGACUCUGUGGAGCCACACAGCUACAGCGGUGCACAAGCAAAAGGUCGAGCAGGACAUGCGUCUGCGGACCCGCCUGAAGGAGGAGGCAGCGGCUGUCAUGACGUCCAUCUUGGAGCGUUGGAAAGGUUUGGCCGGCUACAGCCGCAGGGACAGUAUGGCCGCCUACCUCACAAUUGCACGCCAGUGGUCCGGCUUUGGAUGCACUCUUUAUGAAGUGGACUUUUACAUUAGUUCAACGGGGAGUUUUUCCCAGAAGUUAUGGCUGGGUGUAGCUGCUACAUCUGUAUCCUUGUAUAAGCAGGGAGAAUCGGAGGCCCUGGAGUCCUUUCCUUAUGGCCAGAUCUGUUCUUAUGGUGUAUCUGACAGCAACACCUUCAAGAUCACAGCUGGGGGCCGGGAUCUGCUCUUUGAAACCACCAAGCUGACUGAGAUCAUGCAGCUGAUGAAUGCUUAUUUCAGUGCCAUCCAUCGCCAACGAGGAAAAGGGGAAGAUGCAGACAUCACCAUAGCAGACAGCACAGAGGUGGGCUUCCGUCACCUCCGAUCAGCGCCGACACCCACACUCCUAGAGCUGCCCUCGCACCCUGUUUGAGAGGGACCCAUACCCGGACACUUACUCCCCAACCCCUCAGCCAACUCCUCCGUGUGGCCCCCUGUAAGGCCCAGGCCCAGGCCUCAAGACACUGUGCCUCCUCCGCUGGGAAUGGCACAGCAGCCAAAACAAAGAGAGAGCUGUUUUCAUUCCCCAUCUUUGAAAAUAAACCCUCGCUGAGCUUUCCAGCUGAAGGAGCUGGCCAAUGUAGGAGAGAGGGGGGUUCGGGAGAGGAUGAGAAGGCAAGGGUUUCUGUUUUGCAAGUGAAGCCAGAAACCCACAGAAACCAAUACGGCUGCUGAUGAGGUGUCAAACACCCUCCCCCCACCCAGUCCUGUCACGCAAUCUACUAGGUUACCCUAAAUGGCAGUAUCUCCCACUCCUCCCUCACCCCACCCUUCAAGACAAUGUGAGUAGUUAGGGAAACACAGCAGCUGAGAGCUGAGACUUAGGGCAACAAUAAGCUGUGGUACUCCCCUCAUAAAGGUAUGGCUUAGAGUAAAGACACUACUUUGUCCUCUUUCUUUCAUAAAGAGUGCCAUAUGUGCGCUGCCUUUUGGAGAAGGCAGCGAUCCCUCACGCACUGCUGGCAUAGUGCUGAGAAUAUUCAGUGACACAGACAUCUCCCCUGUCUUUGCUGCUCUCCGUCUCUGCCACACACAUAGAAACCCGCUCACUCUCACAUCCCUUUAUGCUGAAAUGUUCAUCAGAGACAUUCAGUUUUCACAAGGUCCCGGCUGAGCUUGCAUUACCUAGAACUGUUGAUGCAGUGAGCCAUGUGAACUUGGAACUGGAAACAGAUGUUGAACUCUAUAGUUGAGUCAUGUCGGCCGCCACUGCUAUAAAACCCCUUAUCUAUGUGCGCUAUUUGACCGAGAAAUCAGAAAAGCUGUGUCAUUUUCUUCAUGACACAUUCAGGAUCCGGAUAAACUGUUUCUUUUUUCACAGAAACCAAAGGAUUUUGGAGUCCUUUCUACAGUGUCUCUACCAAAUGCUCUGAUUCGUCCUUUGUUGUGCUGCUUGUCUUGACUUUAAUCCUUGACCUGAAAUUUGGUUAACACUUGACUGAUUAGGUAAUUUUGCUUAUGUUGACAAAUAUCCUAAUGCAGCUGUAGUCUGCUGAAAAAAUAGGUGCUUUUAUGUUAUACAUAUAAAUAUAAAAAUCUCAGUCCCAGUCAGCAAUGUGGAUCAUCGAACAGUGCCCCUACUUUAAAGAAACACUUUUCUAAUCAGGCUACAGGUGCUGUCGUAGUAUUAUUUAUGCCAACUUUGCAUUUUGUUUUAACUCUCCUUUUAUGUCUUAAUUUCAGACCCAUGCAUAUAUUCAUUUGAAGUUUGCUUUAACUGAUCAGAGCCAUAGAUGCUCCCUAAAGCAGCUCUUAUGUGUAAAUCUCAUGUAGCUCCUCCUUUGUGUUCACUGGUAAUUCUGAAGCCAAAGUUUCACCAAGUCGUGGGUUUGAGCACGGACCAAAGAUGUGCGUAUUUUAAUAAGCUUUUACAAGAAGAAAUUAACCAAAUGCGGACAGAUUCCCUAAUUUAUAUGCAACUAUUUCCACUUGUAUUAACAUUUUCCUGCUGUACACUUCUUUUUAGUGUAGUAUUUACAAUGUAGGAAUUUAAGACAGUAGAUGCUUUGUAAAGAUAAUAGUCCAGUACUGUCUGCUACACUGCCCCAUGCAAUAUAACCAGCCUAAUUUUCAUUUUUUUCUCACCAUGGAAGGCCUUGACAAGUCAUUGCACAGUCUGCCCUGUAUCCUGCUCAGAAGCAGGUCUUUGCUUUUUCUACUGCAGCUGCAGGCAGCUCCAAGCUACAUGUAUGAAAAGGAAAGACGAAAAAGAAAAAUCAAACUACACGUUUUUGCUUUGUAUUAAGCUUGUUUGUAUGUUGCAUGGUACCUUUCUAUUUGUGUAUAGUUAAUUGCACUAUUGUUUGUUUUGAAACUAACUUGAGAGUGCAAUAAAAAAAACUAUAAAUACUGUAUGGAAUUAAUAAAAAAAAAUAAAUUUUA
Messenger RNA from Oreochromis aureus, 4855 nucleotides. RefSeq names its product pleckstrin homology, MyTH4 and FERM domain containing H3 (gene plekhh3). The coding region runs from base 489 to 2846 and encodes 785 amino acids. Gene Ontology annotation, cellular component: cytoskeleton. Lineage: Eukaryota; Metazoa; Chordata; Actinopteri; Cichliformes; Cichlidae. Gene Ontology annotation, biological process: signal transduction. The transcript has 13 exons. The record is from RefSeq and is a predicted model, not a curated record.